Messenger RNA from Physcomitrium patens, 2810 nucleotides. RefSeq lists its product as uncharacterized. Gene Ontology annotation, molecular function: protein binding. The record is from RefSeq and is a predicted model, not a curated record. Lineage: Eukaryota; Viridiplantae; Streptophyta; Bryopsida; Funariales; Funariaceae.
CCCUUCCCCCCCUUCUUCGAAGAAUGAAUCCAUGGCGUUGCUUUCUCUCCGCUUCCUCACAAUCAAAUCCCCCUUUCAUGCUGCUUCCACACUUUCUCCGGUGUAGUCUCUGCUCACCUCCUUCUCCUCCUUCUCUUCUUUCUCUGUUUCUCUCGCUUGCUUGCGUUUCUUCUUCUUCUUCUUAUGAAAGGCUGCUGCUCUUGCUUCUGAAUUAUCUUUCUACCGAAUGCUCCGACGCCUCUCGCGAGCGGGUUCAGUGGCAUUGAGAGGAGUUUCGCGCCAUGGCGUCGUCGCUGCUGCACGUCACCGCCUCCAAUUGCUCCACUCCCUCGUGUUCGUCACGGGUGCGGAGUCUGUUAGGUAGCUCGACAGGUGAAGUUGCUGGUAGGGAGCUGGUAACUGUUUACUAUGGAUCCCAUCAGCCUCGAAAUUUAUCCACUACAAGGCAUAGUAUAGGAGAUCCACACGCAGAAUUAAUCGUUGAAACUUCAAAUGAGGAAACGUCGAAAGGUAAAACUAGAGAGAAGUUCUGUAGGGGUGGAGGGGCCGGUGGACGCCAGCGUCUCAAAGCUCGUGGGAGUUCUCGCGUAGCUAAGGAAGCCUCCAAUACUUCAUAUACGCCGAAGUUGGAAUGGCUGAAGCAGGAGGGUGUAGAUCUUACCAAUGAGUGUAUAAUUGAAGAAGAUGAGUUAUGCUCAAGAUCUGCAUCAGGCUUAUUAAAAUUACAACAAACAAUAUGGCGCAUCAACCGGUCCAUCAGUCGGUGUUCGUCUCUAUCAGAAGCUUUGGAAGUUGUAAACGAGAUGAAAGCAGCUGGUGUUAAUGCUGCCAAUGAAGGAACUUAUUUGGCGCUGAUUACAGUUUGUAGACGACAACAAGAAGGAGAUCGCGCUUUGAGCAUUUACGAGGCAAUGAAGGAUGCGGGGGUGAUACCAAGUGUACUUACUUAUAAUACUCUUAUUUCGUGCUGUCAACAAGCAAAACGUUUAGAAGAUGCUUAUCGAAUCAAGGCGGAAAUGGAAGCAUCAGGUGUAAAACCAGAUGUUGUGACAUACACUGCUCUCAUGGCCUUAGUUGUUAAAACAGGGCCUUAUCGGGGUCGGUCCUCACCUGCACAACGGCUGGAGAAAGCCUUACAACUAUAUCAAGAGAUGCAAGAUCGAAACAUUCGCCCAGAUUCCAUUACAUAUAAUACACUCAUGUUUGCUGGUGCGCAGGCGAAGGUGCCAGAAAAAGUGUUGGAAAUCUAUCGUACGAUGGUUGCUGCUGGAGUUCCACCUGACCAAUUCACUUUUAGCUUUAUUCUAGAAUCAGCAGCAGCUGGGGGCCGGCUGAAGGUGGCACUCGAGGUCUUUGAAGAAAUGCGUGCAGCUGGGGUGGCCCCAAAGACCAAUACGUUCAAUUUCCUUAUUGAAGCAUGUGCAUCAGCUCCUUACCCUGAUGCAGAGAAAGCAUGGGCGUUGUUCGAAGAGAUGAAGACAAUAGAGGGUGUAGUUCCAAAUGCUCAAACUUAUAAUCAUCUUAUUACAGCCUCAUGCAAAGGAGGAGACAACGCAAGAGCUUUGAAAGCUUACGAACUUAUGUGGAAUUCGGGCUAUCAAAGGGCUGUGACAACUGCCACAUUCAACAAGCUCAUCCAAUCUGCCAGCCAAACAGAGGGUCUCGAAAGUGCUCUAAAGAUGUACAGAAAAAUGCUGGAUGCAGGCUACAAGCCUGAUGCCAUCACCUACAGCACUCUGGUGGUGGCUUGCAAUAGGGCGGAUGAUCUUGAACAAGCUCUCUCCAUCAGUCAAGAGAUGGAGGGAUUAGGUGUCAAACCCAAUCAGGUGGUGCAACAUUCUCUUAUUGCAGCUUAUGGACAAGCAGGUCAAUGGGAAGAUGCUGUAGCAACUUUUAGAGUUCUACAAGAAGGGGAGGAGCAACUGACCUCAGUGUCAUACAGCAUCAUCUUUGAUGCAUGCUUUGGAAAAGGAGGAGCUGAAGCAGUUUUGAAGAGGACAAAGCCUGGAAAGCUAGAAAUUCAUCCUGGUGUCGAAGCUGCAAUUGGCUUAUAUAAUGAGGCAUCAGAAUUCGGGUUUUUCACAAAUUUUACACAAGCUGACCUUGCCAGGUGUGAUGUGCGGACAAUGAGUAUAUCAGGGACCGUGGUAGCAAUUCUGGCCUGGCUUUUGAUCAUUGGGCAGGAGCCUCCGGCCUUGGAUCUGACUAUCAUUACAGGUGUGAAGAAGAAUACGACUGGAGCAAAGCCGCGGAAGGUUAGGUACACAAAGAAUCACAGUAUUGCUCUGAGCACACUUGAAGCUGUAGGAUUGCCAUGCAAUGCAUUGAACACUGCUACAAUGCAGGUAUUGACUGUAAGUGCAGCUGAUAUUAAACGAUGGCUUGAUGAUGCACUAGGGGAACAUAUUGAUACUCCUGUGGUGGAGGAGGUAAUUGCAGGCAACGGAUUAUAAUGACCAUUCAUGUGCAGAUUUCUUCAUCGGAAUUCUUAAUCUUAUUAUAGCAAAUGAGUUUCGGAAUCUUGUUUUCUUUUUUCUUUUUUAAAAUUGUAGCAAUGUAUUUGUAAAACGAAACCUAAAAAAUGGGUUGAUUGAGCCCCUUCUUUUAGCUAAUGAAUGCGGACGUUUUUAGAGAUAGAUAUGGCUGUUUUUGGAGUUCUUAGAAAGUGGAUUCGAAGCAAAACCUCACCUCUAAACGUCUAGCUGUUGGCUUUCUAUUCAAAGGAAGAUUUUACAUAUUUUUAUUCUUAAAAUCCUCAGAUUUAUCUGUUCUCUUGUUUGAAUAAGGAAUUAUAUUUCAGGUUAUUGACC